GCUAUGUCAGGAAAGUUCCGGGAGGGACUGGCUGGGGCCAUGAUCCCCGGGCUCUCCCGCAGGCGCCCGCGCGCAGCCCUUUGUAUGAGCAAUUGGUUCCUGGAAAAGAAGGAAGUGAAAAAAGGAAGCAGUGAAGUGGAAGACAAAGGACCUAGGAAAUAUGGAAGCCAAGACCCCAAGGCAGAAAGGAGGAUUUCCAAGAUGGCAAAAGGACUCCUAUGGAAGAUGGAAGUCUUUGUCCGUUUUCCAGAGUGUGUUUCCAAGCCCAUCAGUGAAACAUGAUCCUGCUGCUCUGUGUUGAAAUGCUUGAAGAACACCUACAUCUCUGCUGGCGCCUUCCAUCCUGCUGAAACCAUGGUCUUCUCUGCGGUGUUGACUGCGUCCCAUACUGGGGCAUCCAACACAACAUUCGUAGUUUAUGAAAACGCCAACAUGAAUAUUACGGUCCCUCCACCGUUCCAGCAUCCCGACAUUGGUCCGCUGCUUAGAUACAGUUCUGAAACCAUGGCUCCCACCGGGAUGAGUUCCUUGACACUGAAUAGUACAGCUGUGCCCCCAACACCAGCAGUUUUAAAGAGCCUAAACUUGCCUCUCCAGAUCAUGCUUUCUGCUAUAAUGAUAUUUAUUCUGUUUGUGUCUUUUCUUGGGAACUUGGUUGUCUGCCUCAUGGUUUACCAAAAAGCUGCCAUGCGCUCCGCCAUUAACAUCCUCCUGGCCAGCCUGGCUUUUGCAGACAUGUUGCUUGCAGUUCUGAACAUGCCCUUUGCCUUGGUCACCAUUCUUACCACCAGGUGGAUUUUUGGGAAAUUCUUCUGUAGGGUAUCUGCUAUGUUUUUCUGGUUGUUUGUGAUAGAGGGAGUAGCCAUCUUGCUCAUCAUUAGCAUCGAUAGGUUUCUUAUUAUAGUCCAGAGGCAGGAUAAGCUAAAUCCAUAUAGGGCUAAGGUUCUCAUUGCGGUUUCUUGGGCAACUUCUUUUUGUGUAGCUUUUCCUUUGGCAGUAGGAAACCCUGACCUGCAGAUACCUUCCCGAGCCCCCCAGUGUGUGUUUGGGUACACAACCAAUCCGGGUUACCAGGCUUAUGUGAUUUUGAUUUCUCUCAUUUCUUUCUUCCUACCCUUCCUGGUGAUACUGUAUUCGUUUAUGGGCAUACUCAAUACCCUUCGGCACAACGCCUUGAGGAUCCAUAGCUACCCUGAAGGAAUAUGCCUCAGCCAGGCCAGCAAACUGGGUCUCAUGAGUCUACAGAGACCCUUCCAGAUGAGCAUUGACAUGGGCUUUAAAACACGUGCCUUCACAACCAUUCUGAUUCUCUUUGCUGUCUUCAUUUGCUGCUGGGCCCCAUUCACCACUUACAGCCUUGUGGCAACAUUCAGCAAGCACUUUUACUAUCAACACAACUUUUUUGAGAUUAGCACCUGGCUACUCUGGCUCUGCUACCUCAAGUCUGCAUUGAACCCACUGAUUUACUACUGGAGGAUUAAGAAAUUCCAUGACGCCUGCCUGGACAUGAUGCCUAAGUCCGUCAAGUUUUUGCCGCGGCUCCCUGGCCACACAAGGCGACGGGUACGCCCCAGUGCUGUCUACGUGUGUGGGGAACAUCGGACUGUGGUGUGAAUACUGGAACUGCCUGACGUUUUGGGUGAUGGUUGUUCUUUAUCUGACUUUGAAUUUUUUUCUCGUGGCUUCUCCACUUAAACUAUAUUGUUUUGCAUAGGGUGUGUGUGUGUGUGUGUGUGUGUGUGCAGUGUAAAGAAAGAAUGGUGAUUAGUUGUAUAAGUCUGUUACCAAGGAUACACAAUAGGGAAGUGAUCACACGUGUUACCUCCAGGGUUCAAGAGAAAUCCUUGAUUUAGGGUGGGGAGAUGGUUUUCUGUUCCUUUGAUUGAUUUUGUUUUUCUAGUAGGAAUCAGGAUUGUGCUUUAUUGAGCCUGCAGUUACAGUGCAUUGUAGGUAUUCUGUGUGCUGCUAAGAUAUGCUUUGUCGAGUUUAUCAGUUAUUUUUUUCUGGAAGACACUGCUGCUUUUUGCCAUCACAUUGGAGCCAAAAACGACAUACAUCUCAGUAGAUAAAUAUUUAGUUUUAUUUAAAAAAAUAACCCAAGGGGGUUAGUGACAUUUUAAAGGUCAUGAAUAUUUACUUUGGUGCACUUUAAGAAACAAUGUACAAACUAAUUCAGUCAUGUUUUUCAGAAUUGUUUUUAUACAUGACAUGUUGUGCUUUAGGAAACAUUGCAUUAUUUCUAGGAAGAUAGUUUUUUAAAAAUGUUUUGUCUGUGUGUACAGUUUUAAAGGAGGGAACAUGACAAUGAAGAACUUUUUCUAAGCACAAUAGUGAUUCUUUAGAGCAGUAGGGCAGAGUUGAGAAGAUGGAGCACCCUUGCAAAUUUAAAUGGGAUGCAGUGAGGCUGUGGCUGGUGUGGGCUGUGGUGAUUCCUUUUACCCAAGGAUCCUCUGAGUCCAGUGGGGAGAAGGGGCACCAUUUACUAGACGUCUGCCAUGUGCCAGGCCCUGUGCAUCAUUUUAUCCUCACAGCACCCCGUGAGGGAAGUAUUAUUUCUUCCUUUUUGCAGAUGAAGAAGGCAAGUCUCAGAGAGACUAAAACCCUGCCCAAGGUUAGCGGUAGAGCUGGGAUCCAAAAAUCUGUCCAAGUCCUGAGACUGCAUUUCUACUGUACCACACGGACACCUCGUUCAAGUUCAGGUUUGGACGUUUCAUAGUCAAGAGGGAACUAUGUGUAUCCUUUCAUUUUCUUUUAGACUAAAACCUUCUUUUUAAAAAUAGCUUCAUUUUUUGUAUUGCCAAAAGAAAUGUGAAACCAUUACAGAAAGUCUGGAAAAUAGAAAAGAAAAAAUAAAAUCAUUUAUAACUACCUUUUUAGAGCGGAACUAAAGAUCUUAGAUAAGUAAGGGUAUAAGGAAAUAAGGCAAUUUUUUGGUUUUCAAAAAAACAAGUGACAAUUACUGAGCAGUUAAAUACAGCUGUAUAUAGGUCUUUGCCCUGUGGGUUUAGAUGUUUCCAGUUGUCCAGCUGUAUUUCUCAAUGUUCUGGGCAGAACAGCAUUGUUGCCCCAGUGCUUGCCCAGAGCGGAGCUGGCUACUGAAGAAUGUGAAUGUGCUCACAGGUGUGUCUCCUGUAAAGAGGUGAAGGUAAGCCCUGGUCUGAGCCUAGAGCAAGUUUUCAUUAAGGCAGGUCUGGGGUUUCAAAUUAUUUUUCUCUUGUUGAUGUUCUGCCUCUCCCCUACCCCAGGUGCAACCAGGGCCUUUGGUGCCCUUCUCUCUCUAAUCAUGGGAACACAUUAUAAAACAUCCCCCAGGGAUGGGGCUUCCGACUAUGGCCGUAAUUGCUGAAAGUGUAGCCUCUUGGCUACAUCGUGGGUUCUAUAAAUAGGCAAGUUAACCUUGAACACUUUUUGGAUUUAUAGCAUGUUUUCAGAAUUAUAGUGCUUUGUGACCAGUGGGGAAUGAGCCUCUUUUCUUCAGUUGUACAACCAGAGAGUUGGACUAGAUGAAUCUUCAAGGUCUCGUCCAACUCUAAUGUGAGAGUAGAGAUUUUUAAAGAGCCCAGCUGUUGUCAACUUCACUCUUUGGUCUCCAGUAUUAUUUUUUUACAUUUUACUUCAUUAGAUGUUUCUUAAAAUUGAAUAUCUGAAGAGCAUAUGGUACCAUAUCAGGAGUCAGGACUUUGGAAGGUGGGUGUCAUCAUGAAAGACCUGGGAAACCCUGCUCUUGAGGCAGUUGUCAUGGUAUUGGAACUCAUUUUCCAGUUAACCUCUCUUUUGGGAUUCAAGCAUGUUAUUCAACAUGUUAUUUUGAGAUCAUCUUCUGAUGAUACUCGCCUACCUCUUCGGUUUCUAAUUUAUAUUAAUCACAGGUAAAAUUGCUUUUAUCCAUAGGGAUCUUAUAGAACAUAAACACUGUAGUAGAUAUUAGUAGCACAUUGAAGUGUAUCAUGCUUUCCACUUUCAAUAUAAACUAGAUUUCAGGCAGAUAUUAGUAAGUAUAUUUGAAAUUAGACUUUCUCUGAGGAAAGUCAGCAUGAUCUGUAUUCAUCUUACAUAUCGGCAGUAGGUCUUGAGACUCCUUUUGUGGUUGGAGUUGAAACUGAGCUUUUGUUUUCUUUGUCCUAUUUUUAUGAGCAAUCCUUAGGUACUUUAGUGCUGCCUGGUAGGCAAGUGCAUCGUUUGGUGAGAGCUCUGGGGUGCCUGCUAAGAGGCUCAGUGUUUGUGAAAGACAACCGUGAGGGGCCUUUGUGAGAAUUCAGCAACCACACUGAAUAGCAGUUCUCUUUACACUGGAUCGUCUUGAUCAGAUGACAGUUUACAAACCAUUUUGAACGUUUUUAUUAUGUAUACAUUUUGAAAGCUUUAAAAAAAAAGUACUGUGGUGUACCUUUGAAAAAUUUAGGUGCAGUAUCAUAUGUUGCCUAUUCUUCUAUAUUUGUUUGAGGGAAAAAAAAAUACCACUACUAGUUAUCACCACUUGCUGACAAAAUCAGAAAUGUUUUUGGUUUUGUUUUUCCUUCUGGCGAAUAAGUAAGAAGCAGGAAAGAGAUAAUGAAAUAUUUGUGGUCAAAGAAAGAGUCAAAAGAAAUCCCCAGUAGUCUGCAAGAGUGAUAUUCAGACUUUCAUAUGAAUUUGUGUCUAAGUAUUCCCAGGGGACUUGUUAACAGUACAGAUCCCCAGGGCCCCCAGAGGGUCUGAGAUUGGGCCCACAAAUGCACACUUUUAUUUUGUUGAGUAUUUGGCCUGAUGCUGAUUCAAGUGGUCUCUGGGGCAUACUUCAAAGAAACACUCCUGUGGAAAAUAUAUCCACUUAAAUAUUGUCUGUUUUAUCCAAAAAAUGUUUGUUUUGUGUUGGAAGCCAUUAUCUCCUAGUGCAUGGAUAAUCCGCAUUGAGAGGAAAAUCUGUGUAUCAUUGUGCCUAAUUUGCUGCCACUCGUGUUAGUGCUGGAUCACGCCAGUGUCAGCUUUACCGUCUUUCAACUGGCAAAAUUCUGAUAAACGAUGUAGUUUCACAGAAGAGCAAAAAAGGUGACUUAAUAUUUGAAAGUCAUGAUUUUCAGGAGUCUGAUUCCUCUAAUAUUUUCUUUUCUCAUAGAGAGGUGUCUUUAUUGUAUGUAUCCUCCUAAAGCGUAUGAGGGGAAUGCAAAGAUUCAUCCAAUUCCUAUUGCUGUGCUUAUGCCAGCUGUGUUCAGUGGAAGCAUGAAGAAAAUAAAAUAACCAUUUUAAUCUAUGUAUUUCAGUUGCUGACAAGGAUAUUUAACUUAAUCUUGAUCUUUGCUUUUGUUUACAUGACAAUAUUUAUGUAUAUAUCACAGGAAAAAUGUUCACUUGCUUGACAUUUUAUUCUUCCAUGAUUUUUAGUUUAUGUUUAAAGGACUGUUUAAUUCAAAUUUAUUUUCACGACCAUAGUCUUCAUUGAAAACUCGAUUUUUAUAAUAAUAAAUGAAAACGUCAAAGCACAUGUUUGUUAUUACAAGUAAAUGGUAAUACAGUUCUUAGAUAUAUAUUGGUACUAGUCCUUUGUAAUUAAAAUUAAUUUAUUUUACAAUAGUACCUAACCUAUAUGAAAAAACCACUUUGAAUUUUGGGUUGCAAUAUUCAAAAUCAAAAUGUAUGAUUAUUUGUGCAUAUUCUUAUUACAACCAGGAAAAGAGCUCCCAAUAAGAAAAUGAAUAAAUGUUUAACAUUUCUAAAAGUGAAGUUUUUUUAAAAGGACUACUUCAUUUAUCUUAGAAAAAAAAUUGUCAUGAAUAAUACUUUCUGUUAAAUUAAAAUCUGAGUUUAGUUUCAAA
This is a messenger RNA of Balaenoptera acutorostrata (minke whale), 5792 nucleotides long. It is a transcript of the gene GPR63, whose product is annotated as G protein-coupled receptor 63. NCBI's taxonomy places the organism in Eukaryota, Metazoa, Chordata, Mammalia, Artiodactyla, Balaenopteridae. Bases 355 to 1614 code for a protein of 419 amino acids. Gene Ontology annotation, cellular component: membrane. Gene Ontology annotation, molecular function: G protein-coupled receptor activity. The transcript is spliced from 3 exons. The record is from RefSeq and is a predicted model, not a curated record. Gene Ontology annotation, biological process: G protein-coupled receptor signaling pathway.